ACGUGGCUCUCGCCGAUUAGAGCUGCUGGUCGAAUGUUGGAUAAGAGAUUUUCCGUUUUUCCUUUCACUCCUUCGCUUGUCUGUGCGUAGUCAUAAGUAGACGUUUGUUUCGGCGUUGUCCAUUCCUUAGUUGCUUCCACAAAUUCAAAAUGAAGUUGUUACUGAUUUCCUGCCUCUUCAUCGUUGCUUCCACUUUUGCCGACGAACUGAAAAUCGACGUAAUUUCUGUACCUGACGCAUGCGAAUCCAAGUCGAAAAAUGGUGACAUCCUGUCAAUGCACUACACUGGAACUUUGCUGGAUGGCACUAAAUUUGACUCCAGUUUGGACCGCAACCAACCUUUCCAAUUCCAGAUUGGAGCUGGCCAAGUUAUUAAAGGAUGGGACCAGGGCUUGCUGGACAUGUGCAUUGGUGAAAAACGUAAACUGACUAUCCCCGCAGAGCUGGGCUAUGGAGAUAAGGGAGCUGGAAACAUCAUUCCUGGCGGUGCCACACUGCUUUUCGAUGUCGAGUUGAUGGGCAUCAACCAGGCCCCACCUCCCCAGAAUGUUUUCAAACAGAUUGACAGCGAUUCCGACAACCAGUUGUCGAAAGAAGAGGUGGCAGAUUACAUAAAAAAGCACAUUCCCCCAACUGAGAAAGCUGAAGAGGUCCCUGCUGAAGAAGGAGCACCGCAGCAGCAAGAUCCUCUCAAGAUCACUGAAGAGAUCUUCCAGCACGAAGAUCACGACCGAGAUGGCUACAUCUCGUUCGAAGAGUUCUCCGGACCCAAACACGAUGAACUCUAAGUCUUCCAUUCUCGCACACAUUUGAUCCAGUUUAAAUCUCAGGUGUGAUGAUAGUUGUGUGCAGUACUUAGUUUUUUUUCUUUUGGGGAGGGACUUGGAACUUAUUUUUUCUUUUCUUUUUUUUUUUUUUAAAUCCUCAUGGGGUCUAGGUGAUGGGGUGUUGUUUUUGUUAAACCAGAUUAUUAUAUCUUUCACGUUGCGAUUCUCGUACUGAAGCUAAUUUACUUAACAGAGGUAACUUUGCCCGACGAGGAAUGUUGUACAAAGAAAACUAAUAAUAAAUCAUGACGUCUGCUCAUUCCAAAA
This is a messenger RNA of Daphnia pulicaria, 1094 nucleotides long. It is a transcript of the gene Fkbp14, whose product is annotated as FK506-binding protein 2-like. The transcript has 5 exons. NCBI's taxonomy places the organism in Eukaryota, Metazoa, Arthropoda, Branchiopoda, Diplostraca, Daphniidae. Gene Ontology annotation, molecular function: calcium ion binding; peptidyl-prolyl cis-trans isomerase activity. Bases 150 to 788 code for a protein of 212 amino acids. The record is from RefSeq and is a predicted model, not a curated record.